Messenger RNA from Brassica rapa (field mustard), 1565 nucleotides. Its product is annotated as expansin-A16. The record is from RefSeq and is a predicted model, not a curated record. Gene Ontology annotation, cellular component: extracellular region. Gene Ontology annotation, biological process: plant-type cell wall organization. Lineage: Eukaryota; Viridiplantae; Streptophyta; Magnoliopsida; Brassicales; Brassicaceae.
UAUUUUAUUUAAUUCACAUGUUUUUCUAUUAUAUAUCGUUUCGCUAUUUCAUAGUUCUACUAUCAAGUUUACAAAGCAAUCAUCAUCUUUGCUUCAAAACAAACUAACGUAACUAUGCUUAGUUUAUACUGCAUAGACCAGUAUAUUUUCGAACUUGGUUGGACAUUUGACAUUUUUAUCUAUUUGAAUUUGGAGUUUAUCUCACAUUACAUUAUUUAUAGACGCCCCCUAAACCUAACAGAACAAUAGAGUCUUGAUGAUCUCAUCCUACUUCAAUAAAAACAAAACCACAACCCUAUCUUUCACCAUACGUUAAAAGAUACUUUUCUAAAUAUACUGAGCUCGGCCAACAGUAUCUCUUUCUCUAACUUUGGAGUAUCUCUCCACCUAUAUAAAUAGCCAUCUUCACAACAUUUCCACCAUCAACAAGUCUCUCAGCUUUGUAGUCUACAUCCUUCUUACUCUAGCUCCUCCAUUGAAUAGUAUCACUCACAAAUAUAUACAAAAAUGGCAACUAAUUUAUCCAUUUUCCUCACCAUAUUUCCUCUCUUGCUCCUCUUGAACCCCACCAACGCUUGGAUCCCUGGCGUCUACUCCGGCAGCUCUUGGCAAACCGCUCACGCCACUUUCUACGGUGGGGACGACGCUUCCGGAACCAUGGGUGGCGCAUGCGGUUACGGUAACCUAUACAGUCAAGGAUACGGCACGAACACGGCCGCACUGAGUACAGCGCUUUUCAACACUGGCUUAACCUGCGGUGCUUGCUUUGAAAUCAAAUGUGUCAAUGAUCCUAAGUGGUGUCACUCAGGCAGUCCUUCGGUCUUUGUAACCGCAACCAACUUUUGUCCUCCGAACUUAGCCCAACCUAGCGACAAUGGUGGCUGGUGCAACCCGCCACGCGCUCACUUCGACCUAGCCAUGCCAGUUUUCCUCAAGAUCGCUGAGUAUCGUGCCGGCAUUGUCCCCAUCUCUUACCGGAGGGUGGCAUGUAGGAAGAGUGGAGGGAUAAGGUUCACGAUCAACGGUCACCGUUACUUCAACUUGGUGUUGAUAACGAACGUGGCUGGAGCAGGAGACAUCGUGAGGACGAGCGUGAGAGGAUCAAAGACUGGUUGGAUGGGUUUGACUAGGAACUGGGGACAGAACUGGCAGUCUAAUACUGUUCUCGUUGGUCAGUCACUUUCCUUCCGUGUCACAACCAGUGACCGUAGAACCUCUACGUCAUGGAACAUCGUACCUUCGAACUGGCAGUUUGGACAAACCUUUGUCGGAAAGAACUUCAGGGUCUAAAGUGAAUUAAAAGCUCCUCUAUCAAAUGUGAGAUUUUUCAAUUUAUCCUUUUUCUUUACUGUAACCUGAAGUGGCUCUGUUAAGUAAACAGCCCGCAGCUCUUAGUGUAUAUGUAUGUAAUGUCAAAUAAAUCAUUAUUCUAUAGCUUAUCAUUCACUUAUACAUAUAUUAACUAAAAAGCUUGUGUGUGUUUCUUUUCAAUAUGUUAAUCCUACCUUACCUGCAAAGUUUAUAUAAAUUGUAUUAAGGUUUUUUCCCAAUAAAUGAUACAUUUG